GACAUUCAUCUUGUCUUUGACAUUUGUUUGACAAAUUUGUUGGGUUGUGAUUUGCAAAAAUUUUCUCCUGCUUACCAAUUUUGGAAAGUAAACGUUUGUUCUAAAAGAUAAAUAAAAGUUUAUAAAAAUUGUGGCAAUGACAGCACCAUCAGCAAACGUAUCAGCUUAUUUAGCAGCACAAAAGAAAACAACCAACAAGGAACUUGCGUCCGAGUGGACUACCAUCGAAGAUUUGCACAACGAAAAGUUAUGGAAUGAAUUGACUAUUUUGUUAACGCGUUUUGUUCGUCAUCCCGCUCUGCAAGAUGAGGAUACUUUGCUACAAUUAUACCAAAACUUCAUAUCAUCAUUCGAAAUGAAGAUAAAUCCAUAUGGGCUAGUGCAAAUUCUCGAGGUAGUAGUAGAACAUAUUUCCGAUAAGAAGGAAGCCGUUGAGUUCUUAGAAAAACUGAAGGAGAAAGUAAAUAUUUGCGAUGAAGCAGUGUGGUAUAUUAGGGUAUUGCAAGGUAACCUUUAUUUGACCAACCUUAAUGAUUUGGACGCCACAAAGAAAAUAAUUGAGGAAUUGCGUGAUGUGCUCGAAGAAGCCGGAAAUGUUACACCAGUACAUGGUAAAUUUUAUAUGCUCGCCUCACAGUACUACCGGCGAGUUGGCCAACACAGUGAUUACUAUCGCUGUGGAUUGCAAUUCCUUGGCUGUUCGCUCGAUGAUUAUCCUAAAGAUGAGUGGGCGCAACAAGCUUUUUUCCUUGGCUUAGCAGCAUUGCUAGGUGAUGGCAUUUAUAAUAUCGGUGAAUUGCUUGCACAUCCAAUUCUGGAGUCGUUGAAAGGCACAGACAACGAGUGGCUUGUUGAAUUAUUGAAAGCAUUUAAUACAGGCAACAUCCCAAAGUUCAAUGAGAUGAAGAAAAUUUGGUCAAAGAUUCCUGAUUUGGCGGCGCAAGAAGUAAAAUUGCGUAAAAAAAUCUCAUUACUUUGUCUAAUGGAAAUGACUUUCCAACGUUCAGCCAUUCAACGUUCGAUAUCGUUCGAGGAAAUUGCAAAGGAAACAACGCUGCCAUUGAACGAAGUUGAAUUGUUAAUAAUGAAAGCGCUUGCGCAAGAUUUAGUACGUGGCGAAAUAGAUCAGGUCGCUGGAGUGGUGAAUAUGUCAUGGGUGCAACCACGGGUAUUGGGUCGCAAACAAAUCGCCGGCAUGGCCACAACUUUGGACCAUUGGAUGGCAUCUAUAACAUCAAUGGAGAAACUGAUGGAAACGCGUGCCGCUGAAAUUUUAACCAACUAAUACUUUUUGAAAACUUUUUUGAAUUUUUUUUAACGUUUAGAUUAUAAAUGAAAUAAAAUGCAAAAUGUACUCAUAAGAAAUAGCUGAUGGGAUAUGUUCUGCAAAUGUAAAGUAAUAAGCACCACAACAUAUUUACUUAAAAUCUAUAAAUUAACCAGAAAUUUCAAACGGCGAACUGUUAAAGCUAAAUUCAAAA
Messenger RNA from Rhagoletis pomonella (apple maggot), 1481 nucleotides. Its product is annotated as 26S proteasome non-ATPase regulatory subunit 13-like. Gene Ontology annotation, biological process: ubiquitin-dependent protein catabolic process. NCBI's taxonomy places the organism in Eukaryota, Metazoa, Arthropoda, Insecta, Diptera, Tephritidae. The record is from RefSeq and is a predicted model, not a curated record. Gene Ontology annotation, molecular function: structural molecule activity. The transcript is spliced from 7 exons. Gene Ontology annotation, cellular component: proteasome regulatory particle, lid subcomplex; nucleus; cytosol. The coding region runs from base 137 to 1285 and encodes 382 amino acids.